UAUGCAAUUAAGCUACAAGAUGUAAUUGCAGCUAGCAUCCUGUAUUAAAAGGGUUGAGCAUGAGCACUCCCAUCAUCACCAAAAUCCACUGAUCAUUCUUCUCUCUCUUCCGUUGUUUCUCUCUUGAUUUUAAAAGAAUGGGGGCAUUAACUUGGCUAUUUCCAUUCCUUCUCUAUUUCUUGGAAUAUCAAGUUGCUGCUUCUUCAUCGUCACCUCUUUCUUCUUUUGCUUCUUCUGCACACCCUUUGUGUCGUCAUGACCAGAGGUCUGCACUGCUUCAAUUUAAGCAUUUGUUUGACAUAAACAGCAAUGCUUCUUCGCGUUGCGAUCGGGCCGGUAUUCCUUCAUAUCCAAAGACCCUGUCUUGGGAUGAGAAUGCAACUGAUUGUUGCAAUUGGGACGGGGUCACGUGCGAUGAGUUGACUGGUCACGUGGUUGGGCUUGAUCUCAGUUGUAGCCAGCUCUAUGGUACAAUCCAACCCAAUAGCAGCCUUUUCCAGCUUUCUCACCUCCAACGGCUCAAUCUGGCUCACAAUGACUUCAACUACUCGCGCAUUUCAUAUGCAUUUGGCAGCUUUGCAAGUUUGACGCACCUCAACCUAUCCAAGUCUGGUUUUUUAGGUUCAAUCUCAUCUGAACUCUCCCUCCUGUCCAAAUUGAUUUCACUUGAUCUGUCUUCUAUUCGACUAAGACUUAAUCCACAACUAAGAGUUAUAGGGCGACUAAGAUUUAAGUCGCUACUAAGACUUGAGCCGCGCGCGCGACUAAGACUUGAUCCGCUCCAUUUCAAAAUUCUCUUGAAAAACGUGACCCGAUUACAAGAACUUGUCCUUCAUGGGGUAAAUAUAUCUUUUGGUUCACCCGAUUCCUUGUUGAAUUUGACUUCUUUAACAGCUCUAGACCUGUCAUCGACCGAAUUGUCAGGGAAUUUACCAGAUGGUGUUUUCCACUUUCCAAACUUGCAGAAACUUGUUUUAUGUGACAACUUGAAUCUUGAUAUCAACUUACCAAAAUCAACUUGGGGUAGUGGUGGUUCUCUAUGGGUGUUGGAUCUUUCUGAAACCAAAUUGUUUGGAGAAUUACCUGAUUCAAUUGGCCAUCUCAAGUCUUUGAAAUCCUUGGAUCUCUCGUGGACGAGUUUAUCUGGAGAACUACCUGAUUCAAUUGGCUAUCUCAAGUCUUUGAAAUCCUUGGAUCUCUCGUCGACGAGUUUAUCUGGAGAACUACCAGAUUCAAUUGGCUAUCUCAAUUCUUUGAAAUCCUUGUAUCUCUCCAGGACAAGUUUAUCUGGAAAACUACCUGAUUCAAUUGGUUUUCUCAAGUCUUUGAAUUACUUGAUUCUCUCCCGGUGCAAAUUAUGGGGUUCCAUUCCUAAAUCUCUUGGGAACCUUACGCAGAUCCGUGAACUAGACUUAACGGGAAAUGAUUUUACUGGUGAAGUCCCAUCUACUAUCUCAAAUCUCAAGCAACUCACUCAUUUAAUACUUGACUCCAACGACCUUGGAGGCAGAAUUCUUGCUUUUCUUGAGUUCCCAAUGCUGGAGAAGUUACAUAUAGGGGAUAACAAUUUCACGGGUCCCAUUCCCUUCAAUUUAAGUGGUCUUCAAAACCUAAGGGAACUCUACUUAAAUAAGAACUCUCUCAGUGGGGUAAUACCUCCAUCCUUGUUUACUCUUAUGUCAUUGGAACAUUUAGACUUGAGUUCCAAUCAUUUAACUGGUCAAAUUCCUGAGUUCCAGCAUCGUUUACCAUUGGACACCAUUGACUUGAGUGACAAUAAACUUCGUGGCCCCAUUCCACAGUCAAUUUCCACUCUUGUAAAUCUGGCCGAGCUUUAUCUUGCAUCAAAUGAUCUGAGUGCGGUCGCCAGAAGCAAUGGCAACAAUACCCUUCCUAACCUUAGGAAUUUCCGUAUGUCAUCUUGCAACAUCGAGGUGUUCCCUUAUUUCUUAAGAGCCUCAGAGAAUCUUGUAGAGCUAGAUCUUUCUCAAAACAGAAUUCAUGGACAGAUUCCAAAUUGGGUUGGGUUCAUCGGAAAGGCUUCAUUGCUGUAUUUGAAUCUUUCACACAACUUUCUAACAGGCAUAAACAAACUUCCUUGGGAACACCUAAAUACUCUUGAUCUUCGUUCCAAUUUGCUUCAAGGACCACUUCUCAUUCCACCCCCCUCUAUACUGUACUUUUUGAUGUCAAACAAUAGUCUUUAUGGAGAGAUUUCUUCAUCGGUUUGCAAUGCGAGUUCCCUUCAAAUGCUUGAUUUGUCUCAUAAUAAAUUGAGCGGUGAGGUUCCACAAUGUUUGGGUAAUUCUAGUAGUUUUCUCGAGGUGUUAAGUCUGCGCUCCAAUGGAUUUAAGGGAACCCUUCCCUUGACAUUUGAAAAGCCCAGCCAGUUACGAAGUCUUGAUUUGAGUGAAAAUCAUUUUGAAGGACCACUUCCAAGAUCUUUGGUAAAUUGUAGAAGCUUGGAAGUUCUAAACGUCGGAAACAACAAGGUUAAUGAUACAUUUCCAAAUUGGUUGGGGAUUCUUCCUGAGUUACAGGUUCUUGUCGUACGAUCCAACCAAUUUCAUGGUCCAAUAAACACUAUAAUGAGUGAAUUUUCCUUUCCUAAGCUUCGAAUUGUUGACCUCUCCUAUAAUGAGUUCACUGGCCAUUUGCCAACGAGGUACUUCGAAAAUUUCCAAGCUAUGAAGAACAAAACUAUGCCGGACAAACAAUACAUGAGUGGGGAGAGUAGUUAUUAUCAUGAUUCUAUCGAAGUGACAAUAAAGGGGCUUGAGAUCGAAUUGGUGAGAAUUUUGACUAUCUUCACAACAAUCGACUUUUCAUCCAACAAUUUUAGUGGAGAAAUUCCAAAUGUAGUUGGAAAGCUCUAUUCCCUCAAAGUGCUUAAUUUUUCUCAUAACAGUCUUACAGGCUAUAUUCCUGAAGCUUUGGGAGACUUGACGAGCCUUGAAUCGUUAGACAUCUCUUCUAACCACCUCACCGGCAGAAUUCCAAGCCAAUUAACAAGUUUGACAUUUCUUGCAGUCUUGAACCUUUCGUUCAACCAUCUCCAUGGACCCAUACCCUAUGGUCGACAAUUUAAUACAUUUGAGAAUGGUUCAUAUGCUGGGAACUUAGGAUUAUGUGGGUUUCCAUUGUCGAAGGGAUGUGGAGAUAAUCAAACACAAGUACAGCCACCGGUGUUCCAACAUGAGGAAGAUGAUUCAGGUUUGGAUGGAUUUACUUGGAAAAUUGUGGUGAUAGGGUAUGGGUGUGGAAUGACACUGGGACUCUUUCUAGGAUCUCUCAUGUUCUUAAUUGGUAGACCUAGAUUCUUUGUCAAACUUGCUGAAAGAAAGUUGCCUAAGAAGGUGAUAAGAUUGAGGAGAACGGUUGCAGACAUAGUGGUUAGAAGAAACUAGCAAACAUUGAUCGCAUUGUCAGGUACAAGCUAGGAAGGAAGCUUUGUUGCUACAUGACAUAUCAUUGGAAUAUAGGAUGGGAAGAUAUAUGGGCAAGAAAAUGAUGAGUUUGGGUUGCAUUUCAUGUUAUUGUUGGAGAACUUCUUGUAGUAGAGUGGGUGUUUGUGUAGCUAGCUAGUGGUUAUUCGUGAUUUUGCUUCGAUUGUGGUGUACCCUUCUGGUCUGAUGUUGUUUGUGGUUUUUUUUUUUUGCUUCGUUUUCAUCUAGUAAUGAUUUGGUUUCAAACAUUUUCUCUAGGUUGUAUUUGUUGAGUGUGUGGAUAUUGUGAAAUAUGUGAAAGUGCAUUUGAAAUGAAUGAAAAUGUCUACCUUAAAGCGUGUUGAGACUUUAGAAA
This is a messenger RNA of Rhododendron vialii, 3801 nucleotides long. RefSeq names its product receptor-like protein 49. Lineage: Eukaryota; Viridiplantae; Streptophyta; Magnoliopsida; Ericales; Ericaceae. The transcript has 2 exons. The record is from RefSeq and is a predicted model, not a curated record. The coding region runs from base 138 to 3407 and encodes 1089 amino acids. Gene Ontology annotation, molecular function: protein binding.